CAAAGUUUGCUCGCUGAGCUCGGCUCGUCGCACUUGCUGCAACACGUCUUGUCAACCUCGCACUUUAUGCGUGAACCAGUGAUAGUGAAAGGGGUCGGCGUAGCUGGAUGUAAAGGGAACAGGAUCGAAAUUUAAAAUUGUGCAGAUCCGUGGAUUUAAGGCAAUCCAAUAAAAGUGGACGUUGAAGUGAAAUUGAUGUUGCAAUCGGGAACUCUUCCCUCAACAUGAGGGGCCGUCAAUGAUACGGGUAUUGAACAAACCUGUUGCGAAGUUCAAUGUCCUUGUUCUAAGUCUUGGGUGUGAGCACUCAGCGCAAUUACGCACGGCAUCAUUAUGGUUUUAUUUUUGGAUAGACGAGUCCCUGCUUUGUUCCUACUUUGGGGCUACUGCGUUUUUGCGGACACGGUCUUUUCGAACUUUACCCUGGACAACGAGGUCCACUCCAGUUUCAUCCACCGGCGGCUGAAGAGCCAGGAGCGCCGGGAGAUGCAGCGGGAAAUCCUCUCGAUCCUCGGGCUGCCGCACCGGCCACGGCCGCAUCUCCACGGGAAGCACAACGCGGCACCGAUGUUCAUGCUGGACCUGUACAAUGCCAUGUCCACGGAGGGGAAAGAGGAUGGGUACUCCUACCCAUACAAACCCAUCUUCACCACCCAGGGGCCGCCGAUAGCCACUCUUCAGGACAACAACUUCCUAAACGACGCAGACAUGGUUAUGAGCUUUGUCAAUUUAGUGGAACACGAUACGGAGUUCCUACCCGUCUGGCGGCACCACCGAGAGUUCCGUUUCGACCUAUCACGUAUUCCCGAGGGGGAGGCGGUCACCACUGCAGAGUUUCGCAUCUAUAAGGACUUCAUCCACGAACGCUUUGACAAUGAAACCUUCCGCAUCAGUGUCUACCAGGUGCUGGAGGAACACAUUGACAGGGAGUCAGACCUGUUUCUGUUGGACUCGAGGGUCAUCUGGGCGGCUGAGGACGGCUGGCUGGUGUUUGACUUGACAGUGACCAGUAACCAAUGGGUCUUGAACCCUGGACACAACCUGGGCCUGCAGCUGGCUCUGGAGAGCACUGACGGUGUGAGUGUGAACCCGCGGUUGGCAGGGCUGAUCGGCCGCAGUGGUCCUCAGAAUAAACAGCCCUUCAUGGUGGCCUUCUUCAAAGCCACCGAGGUGCACCUGCGCAGCAUCCGCUCAGCAACAGGGGGCACCAAACAACGCAACCCCAACCGCUCCAAAGGGGCCAACAAGGGCCAGGAGGCACUGCGUGUGGCCAACAUUGCAGAGAACAGCAGUGCUGAUCAGAAGCAGGCAUGUAAGAAACACGAGCUCUACGUCAGCUUCAGAGAUCUGGGGUGGCAGGACUGGAUCAUAGCUCCAGAGGGCUAUGCAGCGUACUACUGUGAGGGAGAGUGUGCCUUCCCUCUCAACUCCUAUAUGAAUGCCACAAACCAUGCCAUCGUGCAAACACUAGUCCACCUAAUAAACCCAGACACCAUUCCUAAGCCCUGCUGUGCCCCAACCCAGCUCCAUGCCAUCUCGGUGCUCUACUUUGACGACAGCUCCAAUGUCAUCCUCAAGAAGUACCGCAAUAUGGUGGUCAGAGCCUGUGGCUGCCAUUAGACUACAGCCAACCUCUCAACACACACACACACACACACACACACACACACACACACACACACACUCACGCACACAUCUACGCAGGUCACUUUCAUCGAGACUCUAGACUUUCUUCCCCAGAUUCACCUGAAUGGACACAUGAAUGGACUACAUUUCCCAGAGUGCCUUGCUGAGCUCCUGGACGGGAGCUACAUGAGGACCGGGCAGACGAUCAUGCUUAUUGAGUUCAACCUGGAACACACACACACACACACACACACACACACACACACACACACACACACACACACAUACUUCCUGUGCUUUCUACUGUGUAUGAGACAUUUUAAGCAGUGAUUGUAUAGUAAUACACAGUCAACAAUCUUUUGUUCAUUUAAAUGUUUUUUAUUGUAUUUCACUCUGUUUUUCUAGAUAUUUUUGAUUGAUUACGUAUUUGUAUGUUUUUUAUGACUGAAAGGCUAUAGGAAGUGUGGAUGCUCUAUGGACUCUUCAUGGACAAUACUGUGUAAAUAGUUUUUUAAACACAGAGAAGUGUAUUUAUUUCCUGGUCUUGGGCAUGUUAAGGGUUUUUCUCCUGUGUCUACCUGCGCAUGUACUGUAUUUUAUGCAGCUCUUUACCUUGGGUCCCACUCAUCACACAGUACAGCACAAAGACCCCUCUCUCUCUCUCUCUCUCUCUCUCUCUGUCUCUCUCUCUCCCUUUCUCUCUCUCCCCACCCUCUCUCUCUCUCUCUCUCUCUCUGUCUCUCUCUCUCUCUCUCUCUUCCGCUG
Salmo salar (Atlantic salmon) is the source of this 2391-nucleotide messenger RNA. RefSeq names its product bone morphogenetic protein 7. The record is from RefSeq and is a predicted model, not a curated record. Lineage: Eukaryota; Metazoa; Chordata; Actinopteri; Salmoniformes; Salmonidae. Gene Ontology annotation, cellular component: extracellular region. Gene Ontology annotation, molecular function: growth factor activity; cytokine activity. Gene Ontology annotation, biological process: BMP signaling pathway.